This is a messenger RNA of Chanos chanos (milkfish), 656 nucleotides long. RefSeq names its product protein tyrosine phosphatase mitochondrial 1 (gene ptpmt1). Gene Ontology annotation, biological process: protein dephosphorylation. Gene Ontology annotation, molecular function: phosphoprotein phosphatase activity; phosphatidylinositol-4,5-bisphosphate 5-phosphatase activity; phosphatidylglycerophosphatase activity. The record is from RefSeq and is a predicted model, not a curated record. The coding region runs from base 1 to 552 and encodes 183 amino acids. The transcript has 4 exons. NCBI's taxonomy places the organism in Eukaryota, Metazoa, Chordata, Actinopteri, Gonorynchiformes, Chanidae.
AUGGCUGGUGCGUUAGCAAGGCUGUUGUUCUACCCUACACUUGCUUAUAAUGUAGUCAUGUCGAAAAUAUCCAAUAGACGGUGGUUCGAUCGAGUGGACCAUACUGUCAUACUAGGGGCUCUUCCAUUCAAAUCAAUGACAGAGGAGUUGGUACAAACAGAAAAUGUCAGAGGUGUGAUAACUAUGAAUGAAGAGUAUGAGACAAAAUACUUCUGCAAUUCUGCUGAGGAAUGGCAAGCAGCAGGUGUGGAGCAGUUACGUUUGAGCACAGUGGACCUCACUGGUGUGCCCAGCUUGAAACACAUUCAUCAGGGGGUGGAGUUUGCCCUCAGGCAUAGGGAACAGGGCACCAGCGUUUACAUCCACUGCAAGGCCGGGCGUUCUCGCAGUGCCACUCUGGCAGCGGCAUACCUCAUUAAGUUGCAUUGCUGGAGCCCCGAGGAGGCCUGCCAGAUGCUAGCAUCUGUUCGUCCCCACGUAUUGGUUCGGUCUGCUCAGCUGGACAUGCUUCGAACGUACCACCAGCAAGUGUGUGGAACGGAGUCCAGCUAGCCGCGCUUCACCAAAAAUAAAGCGCUCUUCACACAAGAACCGCGGCAACUGCAGAUUCAAAAUGUGUAACCGCAGGGCGCAGUGUGAGAUGUUCUGUCAUACAC